AUGAAACUAGGUCAUCGUGAGCAACAAUUUUAUUUGUGGUACUUCAUCGUCCACAUUCCCAUCACCGUAUUCAUCGAUUCAUCAGUGGUCAUCCCCGCAAAAUGGCAAUUAGGAAUUGCGCAAAAGGUUGUUAGUGAUCACAUUGAAAAGCAACACGAUUUUCUGCUAUCAGAGAAACCAGAAUGGUUGUACUGGUUUGUAGUUCUUGAAUUGGUUCUGCAAUUGCCCCUUUUCGGCUAUUUCGUCAAUAAGCUCUGGAAUCUUAGCGAAUUACAAAUAAAUACAGAUAGCAGGCUACAAAAGUGGUUGCGUAUCUACGGUUGGAACGCCUCUCUAACUACACUGAUAUGUAUCAUCGUUAUAUUCAAGCGUGGUUACAUUCCUUACGAUGUGCUAAAAACAAGCUUGUCCAUGACCCAGAAGUGUCAAUUGGCCUCUGUGUAUCUACCCACAUUUUUAAUUCCUUUGCGUCUAUGUUUUGCAUAG
Molecule: messenger RNA, 486 nt
Organism: Saccharomyces paradoxus
Lineage: Eukaryota; Fungi; Ascomycota; Saccharomycetes; Saccharomycetales; Saccharomycetaceae
Gene: EMA19
Product: Ema19p
Exons: 1
Coding region: 1-486 (161 amino acids)
Cellular component (GO): endoplasmic reticulum
Source: RefSeq, a predicted model, not a curated record